Portunus trituberculatus (swimming crab) is the source of this 1953-nucleotide messenger RNA. Its product is annotated as probable GPI-anchored adhesin-like protein PGA55. The record is from RefSeq and is a predicted model, not a curated record. Bases 218 to 1555 code for a protein of 445 amino acids. The transcript is spliced from 5 exons. Lineage: Eukaryota; Metazoa; Arthropoda; Malacostraca; Decapoda; Portunidae.
AUAGAGGUUCAGUUGUGUAUGAUACCUCUUCAGUAGAUCACCACCACCACCACUACUACUACUACUAUCUACCACAGCAACAACAACUACUACUACUACUACUACUACUACUACUACUACUACUACUACUGGUAUCGUCUACUGCUACUCUUUCUCCUAUUGCACCUGUGUUCUCCAAUCAACAGCCGCCACGCCCUCACCUCACCUGCACGUCAAGAUGCGGGCCGCACGUGGGCGGUGGCCCGGCCUCUCCUUGCUUCUGCUGGUGGCGCUGUUGGCCUGCCCCUGCUACGCUGCCGGGCUCUCCUUAGCAGGGGAGACUCAGGAAGUGGCAUAUGAAACAUGGGAAGCUAUAGAUUCAGAAGAUGGAUUAUCGAACAGCACAGAUACGGAAACGGCCAGCACAGAUGCAGAAACGAAUAGCACAGAUGUAAUAACGACCAGCACAGAUGCAGAAACGAAUAGCACAGAUGUAAUAACGACCAGCACAGAUGCAGAAACGAAUAGCACAGAUGUAAUAACGACCAGCACAGAUACGAGUGAUGGAUCAUCGACCACUAAGAAGCCGAACACUGAACCAACGUCAGAUGGCAGCACCCCGACAGGCGACACCAAACCGCCCACAAACAACCCCACCACCACAACACCCACCCCGCCUCAUGAUGACCUAACCCUCUAUGAGUACACGAAGGAGGAACUGAAUGUCACAGCAGAGAUAUUAGCGAAAUGCAGCAGCCUAGCGUCAAGCAAGAGAAGCAGUACUGGAAGCGUGAUGGACUCUCCUGCAGGCUGGUGGAAGCUGAAGAAAGAGCAGACGCAGGAAGUGAUAUCUUCAACCAUUGAUAAUUUUUGUAUAAACGAUACUUCUCCUGAAUGCGAUAAACUAUACACGAACCUGUCUGAUAUAAUGAAGCUGCUGACGAGUCUGACUGCAAACGUGGAUGGCUGGACACUGGAAGACCUGGAUGAUCUCACAGGGAAGAAUGGAGAGUUGGAAGAUGCUUACCAGGCCGCUACAGACGUUUCAAACUUCGAGAAUCUUAUAGAUAAUGCAACGUUCCAGAAUGUGAUUAGUGAUAUGCAGGAGGAAGUGAAGAGGAGUCGGGAGAAAGUGAACACCAAGAUCAGUGACAUCAAGAAAGACCAGACGGGCUCAGUGGUGCUGGUGGCGGUCAUCGGAAGUCUUGGGGGCAUCAUGGUCGUCAGUAUUGCUGGCGUCAUGAUCUACAGCGCCGCUAAGAAGAAGAAGAUGAAGAAAGAAUCGUCCACCACGCCAUACAAUAAGGUAAGGGUUUGUAGUGGCAGUAGUGGUGGUAGUGGUGGUGGUAGUAGCAGUGUAAUUGAAGGAGUAACAAUAAUGCUCUUCUUACAGCUGCAGGGAGAGAACAUUCCUAUUGAUGCAUUCCUGUCAGACGGGCCGAGGGCAGACCCGUACACAAGCCAGUCGCCGCCCCACAGCAGAGGCGAUCCCUAUCCGUCCCCGUACAGCGGCAGGAGUGAACCUAUGCCGAGAGUCACCAGAAUAGGAAAGGCUCUCCCUAGGACACACUUUUAAGGAGAAAUGCAACUCUUUUUUUUUUUUUUUUUUUGUUUAACCAUGUACCAUGACGCGUUUCCAUAUCCAUCCAGUUUACUGUUUAGUUAUUCAAAACAGCUUCAGAAACUUAUGUGGUGGGUUAGAAUAGUAAAGACUCUGGCUAUUAAUAUUUUGAAUUCCAUAAAACCUUCCUAAUGUAAAUAAAAUCGUCUUAUCACACUAAAAGCUCAUGGCAAAUAUGCGUCCCAGUACUGAAGGGGUUAAGGAUGUGUUUACUGUGUUGAAAUGUUCUGUUCUCUCAAUAAUGCCUGCGCAAAGAGGACAAGCAGCCACCAUAGCACCAAAGGGUCCUUCCAGAUUACAAUCUUAGCGAAGAAUACAGAAAUAUGAUACGUAAAUAAAAAUAGUAAUAAUUA